This is a messenger RNA of Coregonus clupeaformis (lake whitefish), 740 nucleotides long. Its product is annotated as ATP synthase F(0) complex subunit C3, mitochondrial. The transcript has 5 exons. Bases 112 to 525 code for a protein of 137 amino acids. Gene Ontology annotation, biological process: proton transmembrane transport; proton motive force-driven ATP synthesis. Gene Ontology annotation, molecular function: proton transmembrane transporter activity. NCBI's taxonomy places the organism in Eukaryota, Metazoa, Chordata, Actinopteri, Salmoniformes, Salmonidae. The record is from RefSeq and is a predicted model, not a curated record.
AGUAACUAAUCUUAUAAAAAACAAGGUGACAGCUGUCAGAUUGUACAUUGACUGCUGCGGUGAGCUAGUUAUCGUGGACCCCGUGUGUACUGUAACAUUAAGGCACAAGCCAUGUACGCCUGCGCUAAGUUUGUCACCUCACCUGCUGUGCUGCGUGGGGGGUCCAGAGUCCUCGCCCGGCCAGUCUCGGUCUCAGUCUUCAACAGACCUGAAGUCAGAAGUGAGCAGCAGGCCCUGUUGCCUGUCGGUGAGGCCUCUCUUCUGACCCGUGGGUUCCAGACCAGCGCCGUCUCCAGGGACAUCGACACUGCCGCCAAGUUCAUCGGCGCUGGAGCCGCCACAGUGGGAGUGGCCGGAUCAGGGGCUGGAAUUGGAACAGUGUUCGGCAGCUUGAUCAUCGGUUAUGCCAGGAACCCCUCCCUGAAGCAGCAGCUCUUCUCCUAUGCCAUCCUGGGCUUUGCCCUGUCCGAGGCCAUGGGGCUCUUCUGUCUCAUGGUGGCGUUCCUCAUCCUGUUUGCUAUGUAAUUUAGUCACACCCUGUUCCCGUCCCUGUCACCUCCCUUCUCCCAGGGAAUCGGAACUCUUGAUGUGAAGCUCACGAGGCCAUGGCACCGCCAUUCCAAUCAAAAUCUACGACUACAAAGCCUGCCUUUUUAUGUUCCCCUUUUUUCCAGAAGUUUUACAUAUGAGCUCACUUUGGUUUAGACUGUGUCUGAAUAAAUGGUUGGGAUAACUAUAAA